This is a messenger RNA of Hydatigera taeniaeformis, 375 nucleotides long. The record is from the annotation of a GenBank genome assembly. NCBI's taxonomy places the organism in Eukaryota, Metazoa, Platyhelminthes, Cestoda, Cyclophyllidea, Taeniidae.
GGCAGCUGGGGAGUUGAAUGCAAGCAAAAAUGUGAGUGUCCAACUGGCAAGUGUAACUCUGUCACGGGUACUUGUCAAUGUCCACCCGGUCGCUAUGGCAAGAAGUGUGAAAAAAUAGGCUGUCCACCAGGGUAUUGGGGAGCCGAUUGCGAUAAGAGGUGCCCCAAACAAUGCUCCACUGGAUAUUGCCACUCCAAGACAGGCGCAUGCACUUGUGCACCGGGGAAAUACGGAGCCUCGUGUCACAUCACCUGUCCAGAGGGUACAUUUGGAGAGAUGUGCGCAGAGGCGUGUCCUGCCAUGUGCUCCGAUCAGAAUAGCAAUUACAAAGGAUGUGAUCCAGAAGUGAGUAUGACAAAUUGUGAUGGUGACUAA